CCUACCAAGGCUGUCUCAUGAGAGCUCUUCCCGGAAGUGGGAUCUGCAGUCCUGAAGACUGGUCAGCCAACUGUCUGGAAAUUUUGGAGUGAUCCCUAAUGGGCAAGUGUUUGGGUUCCUGAGAAAAUUUGCUAGUCAGUCCUGACUGAGUCUCAGCCGUUCUCCACAGACCCUGUUGAGAAGAAGGAAGAAAACAGCAACAUGAAGAAGAAGAGGAGUCAGCUCCCAGAGCGCCUCGCAGCUUGGGACCGCUCUCAGGGCCCAGUUGGUUUACACAACAUUGGACAGACCUGCUGCCUUAACUCCCUAAUCCAGGUAUUCAUUAUGAAUGUGGGCUUCACCCAGAUACUGAAGAGGAUAACAGUGCCAAGGGGAGUAGAAGAGCAGAGGAGAAGUGUCCCCUUCCAGCUGCUCUUGCUGCUGGAGAAGAUGCAGGACAGCCGGCAGAAAGCAGUGCGACCCAUGGAGCUUGUCUCCUGUCUCCAGAAGUACGAUGUACCAUUGUUUAUCCAGCAUGACGCUGCUCAGCUCUACCUUACAGUCUGGAACCUAAUUAAGGACCAAAUCACUGAUGUGGACUUGGUAGAGAGGCUACAGGCCCUGUACGUUAUCCGGAUGAAGGAGUCCUUGAUUUGCCUUGAAUGCACCACGGAAAGUAGCAGAAACAAUAGUAGCAUGCUGACUCUCUCUCUUCCUCUUUUUGAUAUGGACUCAAAGCCCCUAAAAACACUGGAGGACGCCCUGCACUGUUUCUUCCAGCCCAGGGAGUUGUCAGGCAAGAGCAAGUGCUUCUGUGAGAACUGUGGCAAGAAGACCUGUGGGAAACAGGUCUUGAAGCUGACCGAUUUGCCCCAGACCUUGACAAUCCACCUAAUGCGGUUCUCCAUGAGGAAUUCACGGACAGAAAAAAUCUGCCACCCACUGUAUUUCCCCCAGAGCUUGGAUUUAAGCCAGGUCCUUCUGACUGAGAACGACCUCUGCAAUGCUGAGGACCAGCUCGGGGGACAGUAUGAACUCUUUGCCGUGAUUGCCCACCUGGGGCUGGCUGACUUUGGCCAUUACUGUGCCUAUGUCCGGAAUUCUGUGGAUGGAAAGUGGUUCUGCUUCAAUGACUCCAGUGUUUGUUGGGUAUCCUGGGAAGACAUCCGGUGUACCUAUGGAAAUCAUAACUGCCGCUGGCGGGAAACUGCAUAUCUUCUGGUGUACAUGAAGACUGAAUCCUAAUGGAUAUACCCCAAAUCUUCAGAGACUGACAAAGUAUCAUUUUCUUUUUCUAUUCCUGAAUCUGCUCUUUAAGAGAUUUUGCAGUUAAGAGAAGUACUAUUUUCAAAUUGUAUAAUUUAACUUAUAAUCAGGGGUGAUUAUCAAAAUACUGAACAGUGAGACACUGCAUAGGUCUUGAUCAGUCAGAAUGGACACUUGCACCAGUGGACCCCAGCCACAGGGUUGGAGCAGGGUCCUGAGUGCUCCUUGCUAUACAAGCCAUUGAUCCUUCAGUUGGGAGAUUGUGGGAAUCCAGAUGCUUUCAGAGGAGGAGAGAGCUGGUCAGCAAUGGUAGCGGGAAGCAUUCGGGUGGCAAGGGGCAGUGGUAGGGAAGGAAGUACUUCAGUAUUUUACAACUAGUAUGACCAUACUGGUAUGUACUGGCUGAAUAUCAUUUCUGUCAAUAAUUAUUUUAUUUUAUUUUUAGAACCCAUAUUAAUUCCAUAAAACUCAAGUGUUUUAUCAUUGUUAUUCAUUUAUUUGACGAAUAUGUAUUGAUCACCUACUCUCCUUAAGAUAAUUUGCUAGGCACAAUGAUGAAUAAAAUUCUCUCAAAAGGUGUUUGCAGUUUAAUGAGUAAUUAAAAUACAUAAGAUACAGAGGGUUUGUGUUAACAGGAAUUCAAAGGAAAGUGAAAGCACUUCCAUUGUGUGGCCAUGGGAGCAGCCUUCAGACUGGAAAGGGGCUUAGGGUGGAAGACAAUGCACUUACAGGGAAAAGCACAUUCAGUGACUUGGUUGAAAAAGGCAAGGCUCAAGGUUCGAAGAUUGCCUACAAACCUGGCUUCCCUCUACUGAGGAAGAAAGUGCUGAGUGACAGUGAUGGCAGGUAGUGGGGGCUCUGAAUGUAGAGAGUCUUGAACUAAGCUAAAGAAUUUGGAUCUAAUUUAAGAGGUGAUGGAUGAGGAGCUGUUGAGGGGCUUCAAAAAGAAAAGGAACAUGUAGUGGUAUUUUGGUAAAAUGAAUCUGCUGGCGGCUGGGGACAUGGAUUGGAGACAUGAAAGGGUGAAUAGAAAGGCGUUCAGUCACUAGAGCCAUUUUGGAGGUAGAACAGAUGGGGACAGCGAAAGAAGGGAGUCCAGGGAGACUCCAGUACCAACCUGGGAAGUGAGCAGGGUGGAUGUUAACAUCCCCAUUUCACAGAUGAGGCGAUUGAAACCUUCAUAUAUUUAAUGACUUAUUCAAGAUUUCAUACUUGAUAAAAGCCAAAACUUCCAAAAUAAUUGUGGGUAAUUUCUUUAUCAAUUUAUUUGGCAAAAAAUUAGCCAAGAAAGAAUAAAUUCUUACUGUAAAAUAGUCAAACAAUUUAGAAGUAUAUAGAAUAUCUUCCUUAGAGCUUACCAUUGUUAAACAGGUGUUUAUUAGUUUUCUACAGCUAUUGUAACAAAUUAUCACAAAAUGAGCGACUUAAAACAACAGCGAUUUAUUUUCUCACAAUUCAGGAGGUGGGAAGUCUGAAAUUGAGGUGUCAGCAGUGUUGGUUCUUUCUAGAGUGUCUGU
Messenger RNA from Rhinolophus ferrumequinum (greater horseshoe bat), 2762 nucleotides. RefSeq names its product ubiquitin specific peptidase 18 (gene USP18). Gene Ontology annotation, cellular component: cytosol; nucleus. The transcript has 10 exons. Bases 202 to 1224 code for a protein of 340 amino acids. Gene Ontology annotation, biological process: protein deubiquitination. Gene Ontology annotation, molecular function: cysteine-type endopeptidase activity; cysteine-type deubiquitinase activity. Lineage: Eukaryota; Metazoa; Chordata; Mammalia; Chiroptera; Rhinolophidae. The record is from RefSeq and is a predicted model, not a curated record.